AGAAGAAUGGCUUUUGAAAAUGCGUCUAUGGUAAUUGAGUUCAUUCUCUUGGGGAUAACAGACCAACCUGACCUCAAAAUACCAUUGUUCCUACUCUUCUUUGUAGUGUACAUGAUAACUGUGUUGGGGAAUUUGACCUUGAUCAUUCUAAUUGUGCUAAAUUCUCACCUCCACACACCCAUGUACUUUCUCUUGUUUAACUUGUCUUGCAUUGAUCUCUGCUAUUCUACUGUGAUAACACCUAAAAUGAUGAUGAACUUCAUACUAAAGAAGAAUGUCAUCUCUUACACAGGGUGUAUGAUCCAGUUAUACUUCUUUUGUUUUUUUGUCAUUUCUGAGUGUUAUGUGCUGACUUCAAUGGCCUAUGAUCGCUAUGUGGCAAUCUGCAAUCCACUGUUGUAUAAUGUUACCUUGUCUUCUAAGGUAUGUUUUUAUCUGAUGCUCAGUUCAUAUUUCAUGGGAUUUUCUGGUGCCAUGAUACACACUGGAUGCAUCUUGAGACUGACAUUUUGUGAUGGAAAUACCGUCAACCAUUAUUUCUGUGAUCUCCUCCCUUUGCUGCAAAUCUCCUGCACCAGCACCUAUGUCAAUGAGAUAGAGCUGUUCAUUGUGGCAGGAAAGGACAUCAUUGUGCCCACUAUUAUCAUCUUUAUCUCUUAUGGUUUCAUCCUCUCCAACAUCCUCAAAAUAAAAUCCACUGAAAGCCGGUCCAAAGCCUUCAGCACCUGCAGUUCCCAUAUGCUUGCUGUUUCUCUGUUCUUUGGAUCAGGUGCAUUCAUGUAUCUCAAACCUACUUCUGCUCUAUCUAUCAAUGAGGGAAAAUUCUCUUCUCUUUUUUAUACCAUUGUGGUCCCCAUGAUGAACCCUUUAAUUUACAGCUUGAGGAACAAAGAUGUUAAAGUUGCCUUGAGAAAAACUUUGAGCAGGAGAAUAUUUUGA
Molecule: messenger RNA, 939 nt
Organism: Arvicanthis niloticus (Nile rat)
Lineage: Eukaryota; Metazoa; Chordata; Mammalia; Rodentia; Muridae
Source: RefSeq, a predicted model, not a curated record